CUCCAGAGAGAAGGAGCAGCAUGCAAGCACCUCUACUCCCCAGACACCUGGCCAUGCGUCCCCUUUGGGCUGCGCUGGCUCUAGGCUGGUUGCCCCUGAGCCUGGCGGUGGACUUGGAGCCUCAGCUGGCCAGCAUCAUGUUUGCCACAAACAACCCCACCUUGACCACCAUCACCCUGGAGAAGCCCUUCUGCAUGUUCAAAGCCUCUGUUCCACAGACUGACUCCUAUAAGGUCAACUUGUACGUGAUGGUGAACUCGGGGAGCAUUGGUCAGGCGGCCAUCCAGGACAAUCGCAGCUUCCCAAUCAACAGCACAUUCUUCGAGACUGCCGGGGGUCAGAGAGGACCGUACAAGGCUGCAUCCUUCAUCAUGCCUCAGUGCGAAGACCUGCCCAAUCUGGACGAGGCUGGGGACGUGAACAAAGCUGCUGAGAUCCUGAGUGCCUAUCUGGUCAGGGUUGGGGGUGAUACCUACUGUUUACUGGACCCCAACUUUGAGGGGACCUGCAACCCCCCUCUCACAAGGGCCACAGAAUACAGGUUCAAAUACGUCUUGGUAAAUACAUCAAGUGGUUUUGUGGAGGAUCAAACUCUGUGGUCUCAGCCAAUCUGGACCAAUCAGAUUUCCCCAUACUCAGAGAUUGACACGUGGCCUGGCAGGAGGAGUGGGGCCAUGAUCGUUAUCACCUCCAUCCUCAGCACCCUGGUGUUCUUCCUGCUGCUGGGGUUUGCGGCGGCUGUCGUCUUCAGCUUCUUGGGUGUGGGAAGCUCAGACUUAGAGACACAGCAUGAAACUCAAAUCAGCCAGGAUGUGGUCCCUAAAGUCCAGGGACCCUCGGAGCCUUUCUAUUCCUCUGUGAACCGAAGGCAAUCUCUGGACCGAGCUGAGGUCUGCACCAGCAAGCUACAGGACUGA
Molecule: messenger RNA, 917 nt
Organism: Dromiciops gliroides (monito del monte)
Lineage: Eukaryota; Metazoa; Chordata; Mammalia; Microbiotheria; Microbiotheriidae
Gene: UPK3A
Product: uroplakin 3A
Exons: 6
Coding region: 21-917 (298 amino acids)
Source: RefSeq, a predicted model, not a curated record